AUGUCUGAAUCAAGUUGUUUUAGUUAUGGGGACAAUGGAACAUUUUCGCCACCUAUGGAUGUAACAAAUCAAAUACAAAAUGGAAUGCAACAUGCAAGUGGAAAUUCGAAUUAUUCAAGUGGUUCGGGUGGAGAUUCACCAACUUCAUUAAGUCCUGCUCCAUUGUCAUCCGGUGGUCCAUUUAGUGGCAUUGGCGGGAAUUCGAAUUCAUCAACAAGCUCAACACCAACAGCAACAACAAGUGGUGCCGCCGCUGCUGCUGCUGCAUCUCGUUAUGCUUGUGUUAUCUGCGGAGAUAAAGCAUCGGGAAAACAUUAUGGAGUUCAUAGUUGCGAAGGUUGUAAAGGUUUUUUUAAACGUACUGUACGAAAAGAUUUAACAUAUACUUGUCGAGAUAAUCGUGAUUGCAUCAUUGAUAAACGACAACGUAAUCGAUGUCAAUAUUGUCGUUAUCAAAAAUGUUUAAAUGUUGGCAUGAAAAGAGAAGCUGUUCAAGAUGAACGACAAAAAUCUGGCAUGAGUGGAGAAGGUGAAUCACCAUCAUCACCAACUGCAAGUACAGGUAGUGGUAGUAAUCAUAUGAAUAUGGGUAUUGGCUCAUCUGGCUCAGUUGGUGAUGAUGAAAUGUUAAUUGAAAAAUUAAUAGCUGCAGAAUUAGCUGUUGAACCAAAAUUUACAACAUUUCAUGAAGAAGAUUGUUCAUAUGAACGUCUUUCAUCAACAACUAAUACUCAACUUGCUCAAUUAAUUGAAUGGGCUAGACGUGUACCACAUUUUGCUACUUUAUCAAUUGAUGAUCAAGUUGCACUUGUAAAAGCAUCAUGGAGAGAUAUUUUAUGUUGUUCAUUGGCUUUCAGAUCAAUGAAGGCACCAGAUUGUGGUUUAAUUUUAUCUGAUGGUUCAUAUGUUCGCCCACAUACAGCAGUUGAUCAGUCUCUUCAAUUUUUUAUAACUCGUCUUUAUCAUGAUGUUGUGACAAUAUUACGUGAAUUAAAUGUCGACAAAGUUGAAAUAACAUGUCUUAAAGCUAUAUUUCUUUUUGAUCCUGAUGCGAAAGAUAUUGUCGAUACAUCUCGUAUAUCUGAAUUGCGUGAAAAAGUUUGUAUGUCAUUAGCAUCGUAUUGCAAAAAGGCACACAGUGAUGAUGUUGCUCGUUUUGCUAAAUUACUUCUUCGUAUGCCACCUAUUCGUGGUUGGUGUAUAAAAGGUAUUGAAAACUUAUUUUUCUCUGGUGUUCAACGACCACCCGAUAACGACAUUGCCAACAUGAUGCGAAAUCGUUAA
Molecule: messenger RNA, 1284 nt
Organism: Adineta steineri
Lineage: Eukaryota; Metazoa; Rotifera; Eurotatoria; Adinetida; Adinetidae
Source: the annotation of a GenBank genome assembly